CAUCGUGAAAUAACGAACACACUAUAUCAGGACCUAGAUCUAGUUUAAGACCUCCUCCUCACAUGGCUGACCUAAUGGUCUGGUAAAUCAUCUGUUUACCAACUCCUUGGACACAUCUGUUUCGUCACAAUCACUUGUCAAACACAUGCGCCUGGCCAGGAAAGAUAAAACUAAUAGACACUAUUUAAACCAAGGUAAACUUAACGCCACCAUUUGACCAUUGGUCUGAAGUGCUCGACCAGUGGCUACUUGAGGAUGGACAAUAAAAAAAAUCAACAAGCUACAUCUUAUCGUUUGUAUCUUUUAAUAUGAAAAAGUGCAUCUUGUCACACUUGUGCUCCGAGCACAAGUGCUCUAACAAUCGCCCUGUCACUGAUAUAUCGAACAGGUUUCGGUUUACAUUCCAAUAUUAGAACGGAAAAAGCUCUCGAAAGUGAUUUUCUUCAUUAACACGGUUGAUAUUUGAUGAAAGUGAAGCAACAGACAACGGCUUGAAUCGAUCUGCACUCGAGUUCUGCGAACCAAUUAAAAAACAACAUGAAAAGAAACAAUGCUAACAGCUCUCGCAUGUACAGCAAUGUCAGAGAAGAUAGAAAAGUGUCUAUUUCUGAGCGUGUCUCUCCAUUUUUUUCUGCAUGUGUCAUACAACACAUCCCAAACAAUGAUGUUUCAGUUAAUUCCCAUACUUUCUCGAUGUACUUUAACACCAUCGUUGCAUCGUUAAACAACCAUAGUUAAAGAUCAACGUGCUAAUAUAACGUGCGCCGGUUCAACGAUCGGAUAAAGAUCGCCUGUGAUAACGUCUAACGUCACCCUUUUGCGCAAACUCUAAACGACAGCUUCUCAUACCAUUCCGUCACAGAGAUUAUCCAUCUUGCAUGCAAACACCAACACGGGUAGACGGAAAAGCGCGCACAUUAAUAUUGCACCGCGUAUCGUAAAAAUCCAAUUACUACCGGAAAGAGCCGUGCAAGAAAAUGAAGUCAAUUUUAAAAACCAAUCCUUCUUAUCCUGCAGAUUAUUAAACGCAUUCUAUGAUUUCGUCGCGACGAGAUAAUGGCAGCAGCGAUUUUGUACGAUCGAUAAGAGCACAAUCGUUUCGCAUGCCCGCGCUAUCGACCAUCUUGAACCACGCACGUGUCUCGCAGGAAAUUAAACAACAUUUACGUCUCGUGAAGGUGUACGCACAGCAAAAGGGCUUAGAAUGUAACGUACGUUUUACUGUUUAACCGUACAUAUAAAUCACCUCCCUGGACGUCACUAACCGAACGGUACAGACCACUUGAACGAUUAGCAAAUGCUAGACUUUAUCACUUCGUCACGAUAAGACACUGCAUGCCAAUUGCAGUUAUCGUUCUGUAAGCGUUUAACCCACCAACUCGCCCAUUGUUCUAGUGUUAUAAUUUUUAUGAUCAAGAAUAGGUAACUGAUCGAGACUGUUACCUUCCUAUGCGAGUUGGAUUUUAUUUUUAUACGAAUAUUAAAUAUUUUUAUCUCAAAAUUUGGAACAUCAUUAUUGACGUCCAUCAUCCAACACACCCAUCAGUUCCCUUUCUUUUCGUUGUGAAAAAUAUGGCGCUGUAAAUAACGCCAUAUGUACACGCACCUUGACUUUGACAUCUGACGCAAAAGCUUCCUGGCAAGUGAUCUUCGGCCGAUCCGUUCGAGGGAUGGUUUUCGGUUGACACUUGCUAGCUGGUAGUGGUACACUUGUCAGUGAUCCAACACACGAUCUCAUGCACGAUCGGCAAGUGAAAAUAUGUACCUUUUUGCUGGUAUGCAGCAAUACCCGCGAACUUGUGAAUGAAUGUUCGUAAGGGUUUUUGGCAAAGGGUGUCCUGCUACUGAUGAGCCCGACAUGCAAACUCAUCGCGGAUCAGUUAGUCUAUCGGUAGCCAUCGGUUGGGCAGGACAUUCACCACGCCUUCUCAAGUUCGCGUCGAAAGUUCUAGUUGUGCAACAAUGGCGAACAAUGAUUCGCCAGAACCGGCCACAAGUAGCACGUUUAGCCUUACUAUUCCUCGGAUAAAUGUGCGGCGUACGUCCAGUGACACACAGCUGGAUAAGGUCCAGAUCAAAUCGGCCUCGGUCUAUAACAUUCACGGUUUGAGCGGCUCACAACACUCUCUCAGUGUACCACCGAUUCACAAGGAUGUUCCUGGCUAUCGUGGUAGUAACGAGUUCAUCUUAACCGACGAUAAACAGUCAACGAUGGAUCAGAUCAAAUCCAUUGGACCUUGGUUUCGGCGCAAGUACAAGAAUGUCUGUCGCCGCAAGAUCCUCUACAAACGUGUUCCGGUACUAAACUGGCUGCCAAAGUACAACAUGGACGACGCGGUAGGUGAUCUGGUGGCAGGUAUUACUGUUGGCCUCACAGUUAUCCCGCAGGCUCUUGCUUACAGUAGCAUUGCCGGAUUACCCGCUGCGUACGGUCUUUAUGGUUCCUUCGUUGGUUGCUUCGUGUAUAUCCUGCUCGGUUCCUGCAAGGACGUCCCAAUGGGUCCCACGGCUAUUGCUUCACUCUUAACCUUCCAGGCUUGUGAUGGUGUAUGGCAGCGAGCCGUACUACUGUGCUUUCUGUCCGGACUGAUCGAGCUACUGAUGGGACUGUUUGGACUUGGUUUUCUGAUCGACUUUGUUUCGGGACCGGUAAGCUCCGGCUUUACCUCUGCCGUUUCGUUGAUCAUCCUCAGCUCGCAGGUGAAGGAUCUUCUGGGUAUCGUCGCCAAGGGCAACACCUUUAUUGAGCAAUGGUCGUCCAUCAUCGAUGACAUACACAACACCCAGUUGGGUGACGCACUGAUGGGUUUCAUCUGUAUCGUGGUGCUACUCUUGAUGCGCCUACUACCCCGUAUUAAGGUUGGACCCCCGGAUGCGUGUGAUCAAUCGGUUGGCCAGAAGAUCAUCAACAAAUCGUUAUGGCUUAUCGGAACGGCACGAAAUGCCAUCAUUGUGAUCGUUUGCGGAGGCAUCGGUGCAGCAUUCUACGAGAAUGGAAGCGAACCAUUCCGCAUGAUUGGUGACGUACCGAGCGGACUUCCCAGUGUACAGGCUCCACCAUUCUCCGUACCGGAGAUUAAGGAUGCUAAUGGAACGAUAAUACAAGAGUACGAGAGCUUCGGAGAUAUGCUGCAAGGUUUGGGUUCGAUGCUUAUCGUCAUCCCUUUGAUUGCGCUUCUGGAAAACAUUGCCAUCUGCAAGGCUUUCGCCGAUGGAAAGCCUGUAGAUGCCACACAAGAACUUAUCGCUAUCGGUGUGUCCAACAUUGCGAACUCCUUCGUCCAAGGAUACCCCGGAACGGGAGCCCUUUCACGUGGUGCCGUUAACAAUGCUAGUGGAGUACGCACGCCCUUCGGUGGACUUUACACCGGGUUGUUGGUCAUCCUUGCCCUGCUCUUCUUCACGCCUUACUUCUUCUACAUUCCUCGAGCAGCACUGGCCGCAAUCAUCAUUGCAGCCGUUAUCUUCAUGAUUGAGGUGCGUGUCGUGAAGCCGAUGUGGAGAAGCAAGAAAACUGAUCUUAUACCUGGUAUCGCUACGUUCGUCGCAUGCCUUGCUCUUCCUCUCGAGUACGGAAUUCUGGUCGGAAUUGGAUUGAACAUACUGUUCAUCCUGUACCAUGCCGCUCGUCCAAAGAUUCACAUGGAUCAAGCCGUUACACCGUGCGGUGUGAAGUAUCUGAUGCUAACACCUGAUCGCUGCCUUAUCUUCCCCUCGGUGGACUACGUCCGCAACCUGAUCAACAAGCACGGUCUCAAGAGCCAGAUACCGGUCGUGAUUGACUGUACGCACAUUUACGGUGCCGAUUUCACGGCAGCACAGGUCAUCGAUACGCUCAUCAAAGACUUUAAGAGCCGAAACCAACUGCUGCUGUUCCUUAACCUUAAACCCUCGGUCGGUAAUGUGUUCGAGGGAGCCGAUCUUGAGUAUCGCGUGUUCUACGACUUUGAGCAGCUGGACAAAGCGAUCCGCGAGUGUCGUCGCAAGAGCAUCCCAGCUUAAAAGGGUGGGACAAACGCGAAGUGAAGCACCGCCACAGUCCCUGUUCCAUGUUCUACCCAUGCAACAUUACAUUACGACUCUUCAAAAGACACAAGUGAUCUGUAUAUUUUAGCUAUAAAGACAACGUUUCUAGUACUACUUAAUAGGUUAAUGCAAGAGUUAAACACAGUUCCUGUCGAAGGUCGUACCUGCGUACCUAUCUGUGACUGCAGCAUGGUACAAAGACUACGUGUGUGUGAUUUAAUACGACGAAUGAUCGAGCAGAUGUCACACGUGCUGCUUGUAAAGACAUCCUAGUUUGUAAGCAUUUGAUAAUCAAAGUCAGUAAAUAAAACUCCUAUCUAUACUUGAUGCAAA
Anopheles funestus (African malaria mosquito) is the source of this 4359-nucleotide messenger RNA. RefSeq names its product sodium-independent sulfate anion transporter-like. The record is from RefSeq and is a predicted model, not a curated record. Bases 1963 to 4002 code for a protein of 679 amino acids. The transcript is spliced from 5 exons. Gene Ontology annotation, cellular component: membrane. Gene Ontology annotation, molecular function: sulfate transmembrane transporter activity. Lineage: Eukaryota; Metazoa; Arthropoda; Insecta; Diptera; Culicidae. Gene Ontology annotation, biological process: transmembrane transport.